UUCAUAAUGUUCGAAGUUUAAAGUGCAACAUUAAUCUGCGUAUUACACGUGCGUUAUUUACUGAAGAAAGCCGUAUCGCGUAAUGAAGCUUUCGCGUUUCUAGCGCAGCAUUAUCGUGUUUCUUAAAUAUCGAAUUUUCACGCGAAGACGAUCGACGACAUUGAAUCAUAGGUGUUGAAAGUUUAUUUUUACGAGAAUCCUACGACAUUUCUUGGUCGUACGUUUUCACGCGAAGACGAAGCUGAUCAAAAUUGAGAUAUCGAUCGAUAUAAAACGAAUAUAACGAAUAGAGAAAGAUUUCACCGAUCAUUUCUACGAUAAGAAAAAUUUACAAAAUACAGGGAAGUCACAACAGAGUGCGAAAUUAAACCUCGCGAUAAACGAAAACAAAUUCGCGCGACUUGUGACAAAUAGAACAUGGAGUUGCCUUGAAAGAAUUUGCUUUGAAAAAAUUUGUGAUACAAGUUUGUGCGUGGUAUAAAGAAAGACAAAAUAACGCAAAAUAGGAUGGCCAUAAAAGUGCCAUUUGGAAUUAUAACCGGACUAUUCCACAAUUAUUUUCGUAUGAAGAAAAAUUCAGAUCCUUAUCAACGAGAUGCAAUGCCGAGGUAUUACUCUCAUCAUUGAUGCAGAUACAAAAUAAAUUGAUCGAGAUCGUCACUUCCUCUGACAGAUUAAUGGAAAUUAACGUCGAAACUCAAAAUAUUUUUUUCUUCGCUCGAAGAAACGAGGACUGUGCGCUUCGACUAAUGAGUAGUUGUUCGUAUACGUUUACGAUAACGCGACAAGCAGAGCAACAUUUUUGAAACAUGUUUCACUUGAUCAUUAUUUUUCAACUGGGUCAGUGAUUCGAUCGUCAUUUAAUAUCGGUUUAAAACGGUUUCACAACGACAGAUUUCGAAAGUUGAUUCCAGAAGGGCUAAACGUCGCAACGGAAGGAAGAAGGGAAGAAGAAAAAAAUAUGUACAGUUCCAUUAAAAAAAAUCCUUGAGCAAUGUCACCUAAGGUCAAAUAGAUAUUACCGUCCAAUGCGUUUUUUUAAACCUUGUAACUUUUGUCUAAACCUUUUUUCCGAAAUUGCAUUUAUUUUUGAGAUAUUCGACUGUAUCCAGACUUUUGGGAUAUCCUGUGUAUAUAUAUACCUAUAUAUAACGGAGAUGAAUGAGGUGCGACACGUUUUGACAGCUUUGAGAACUCCCGCGAAGAGUUCGACCUUGAACAGUGGCGUCACGAGUAUCGCAACGGCAACGUGGUACGACGUCCCGACGCCGAUUAUCGUACAUUGUCAUGAGUUCCGCGACCAGACGGAACGUGACAUUAUCAAAAAUGAUAAAGCAGGCGAUCGUAAAAGAUCCUGCGAUAAUGAGACGGAAAUAAGGUUCGUCGAACAAAGAAUGGCCAGGUCCUUGGAGGGAGAUACGAAAGUCUGGUCAUCGAAAGACGAUGUUUCGGAAAAAGGCACGACGAUGGGACCUCUCGCUGGAAGACUCUCGCUGUCUUCCAAUAGCGUCGACGCCGUCGAUAAGGCGUCAUCGCGAAACAACGUGGAGGUCGUCGUGAGUAGAUCGAGUAAAGUUCGCGCGGACGUUAGGCCUCGCAGUUUCGAAAUAAAUCCCGAGUCUCGCGUAAACUAUUCGAGGACUCGAGAUGGGAAAAGACGCAGUACUAUGGAACUGAAUGCCACCACGACGGUGAAGACGGAUGCCGAUGGAGUGCCGACCAUCAGUUUCAGUUUUUUGCGCGCCGAUGAGAAUUUUCACGAGAACGACGACGAGAUCGUUAUUCUGGAGGUUGACACGAGCGAUCAAACUGAUUCCUCAGGAAAUCAGCUGUAUGAUCUUCCUAAAAGCGCCAUUCUAGAAAAUAGUCAAGCUCCCUUAGAACAAACUGGUCAUGAUAAGGAAAUAAAUUCGGAUGAGCCCUCAUUACCAACGAUUCGCCAGGAUCUUUACGACGUGCCGAAAUCAACACGCAAAGACGUGUCUUCGAACGAUUUGCGAGAGAACGAGGUGCCGAUCUGCAAUCCCGCGCAGGAAAAUUGCAAGAGCACGAACAUAAUUGUUUCGCCUGAGAAGAAUAAGAACCAACAACGCGAUCAGACGAAACGUUCCACCAGAUCGCUCAAAUCUGGCAGAAGAAGCUACGGCGCGUCAGAUAGCGAUGGUUACGAUGCCGGUAUAGCGUCGAUGUCGGGCUCGUAUUCGGAUCCGGAGUGCCCGAACGAGGCAGCGUUGUCGGAGAGUGGCGAUUCGAGCCGCAGCAAGCGACUGAAGCUGCAAAAGCGACGACUGGGCAAGGCUUGGGGUAGGAUGCGUAGCUGGCUGCGAGAGGAGAAGACCAGGAUCGGCCAAGUGGUCAAUAAGCACGCCAAGUUGCAAGCGGUUGGCGCACUCAGUCCCGAGGUGCGAAGCAAUUGUGCCACUCCCGCGGGAACAUCCAAGAGCAAGCAGCGUGGCUUCUACGAUCUAACGCGAGCUCACACCCAGGAGUCUGGUUCGAUCACCAGAGUGGAGGAGUUUGGUCUAUCGUCGGUGUCGGAGGAAGCGAACGUUUCCGAUGACAUGGAGAGACCAAUGUCAGCAUCACCCGAUUCAGGGAAGGCGUCAGUAAACGGUACGAGAAGAUUGCGCGGUAAUCUGCGAAGAAAGACGGCCAGUUCGGACGACAUUUUGGAAAACGACAGGACGAAGUUACAGUUGCCAGGAUCUUUGAGCAUGGAUAAACUAUGUUCGCACGUGACGGAGAACGACGAGAUGAAAACGAUACCAACGACGACGGCGACGACGAUGGCGGCAGCGUCGGCAAUGAUGACGAUGGCGGGGACCAGUGAUACCGAAACGUCGAGGGAUCACGGUGGGAAAAGUAGUCUGAUUAAGAGGAGAAUGCUCGGCUCAAUUAGAGGGUUAAUGGCCUCGACUCAUCUAUUGCAAACCUACGAGUCCGACGAGGGAGGACAAGGCGGUUUCGAGGAUGUGCGAAGAUACGUUAAACAAGGAGGCGACUUUUGCAAGGAAUUGGCAUCGAUUCUUCAUGAAAGAGCCGAACUGGAAGCUACGUAUGCGAAAGGACUGAGCAAACUCAGUAGCAAGCUGACAAAAGCCUGCGCCAAAGAUCAAGGUGGUAAUAGCAACGGAGGUGUGAACGAGGCGUGGAGGUGUGUCGGCGAGGAGAUGGAGGCUGCAGCGGAAGCACAUCGGCUAUGGGGCAUCGCGUUAAGCGAACAACUUGCCAAACCGCUCAGAGUGGGUGUAGCAGAGACGCAAGGCCGAUCGAGGAAGAGCAUCGAAAACUCGGUGGACAAGGCAUCCAAGUCGCUGCAAGAAUGGCGUGGGAUAGCGGCAAAGAGUAAAAAGCAGAGCUUUGCGUGCGCGCGCGAGAACGAGAGGUUGCAGGAUCUCGCGCGGUUGCAGACCAUCAGUCAAAGUCAGCAGAGCAAUAGGUCGUCGACGUCGAGUCAUCACGUUACGGAGAAGGAAGCGAGCAAACUGGAAACUAGACGAAGGAAAGCCGAGGACUCCUCGCGUCGAGCAGACACCGAAUUCUACACGGUCAGCGUGAGAGCCGAGAGAGCCAGGCUCGAGUACGAGAGCACGAUGAAAAAAGGAGCGAAGCAGAUGGAAUUGCUCGAGGAGGAGCGACUGAGCGCCCUAAAAGACCUCGCCAACGUGUACUUGACGCACUUGCAGGCGCUCGCGCCGCGAUUGCAGCAGAGCGCCGAUCGCUUACUAACGCCUGUGCGCAGCUGCAACGUGUCGCAGGAUCUAGAGAUCCUAAAAAAUCUCGUGCGCCGAAUGGAUAAUCACGAUGUGACGAACGCGGAACAGUUAUUGCCGGAUUUCUACGCCGAACACGUGACGCUAGCGAUGAACCGCGAACGGCGAAAGCAGGCAUUGGUGAGGGUGCUGCAUCUGAUAAGGCAAGAUCUCGAGCGGGAAAGACGAGGUAGAGAAGGCCUGGAAACAUUACACCGAGCCUUUGUCAAGACUCCGGCGUUUGCGGCGGACGAAAGCACGCAAAACGUAACGGAUAAACUGAAUCACAUGCGUUCGAUGUUGUUGUACUUGGAAGCGGCUAGGUACAAAGUCAGCGGUACGCUCGCUGAAGUGGAGGGUAGCAAACGAAUCAAACAUCCCUUAUCAGACCAUAUCUUAGUUUCGAGAGACAAGCAAGGUUUGCAGCAAAGUGUUCUCAAGAUUCCUUCUUGGGCAAAGAAUGAAUCUUUCGAGGUUCAGGACAGUGAUGACGAGCUCGAGUUGCAUUUGACCAAGGAUCAGGACGGCGAAACCCGUGAUUGGGCUGAUCGCACCGCCGGUGACGGCAAUUCAGAGAAUCCACCGGACGAAGAUGAUUUUAGCGACUUCGACGAGUUUAGCAGUCACUCGGAAGACAACAACAAUCAAAUUGAUGGUACGGAAGUAUCAUCGGCUAAGAGUGAACGCGCGGAGCAAUGCCGAGCGAUCUAUCAAUACUCCGCGAAUCUAAAUGAUGAGCUCAGUCUUAGUCCGGGAGAUCUGAUAACUGUUCAUCAAAAACAGCCAGAUGGCUGGUGGAUAGGCGAGUGCAGAGGCCGUACCGGUAUAUUCCCUGCCACUUAUGUCCAAGUCAUUCAUUAGCAUAAACGCGAAUGAUUUCACAUUAUAUUGAGAUGCAUAGGGAGAUAUAUACUAACAUUUGAAAGAAAAUGUGACGUGAUGAGACGUCGACCACGUGUGAUGAUAAUAGUAUCCUCUUACAGGAGUUUCCAUUUGGCUUCGUUAAAUCAGAUAAGAGUAUUAUAAUGUGCCAAUAACGUUACAUGCAACGAUUACUUUAUAUGCACAAAUCGAGGAUAUUUCGAUCACAAGUUCGCAUAAAAAUGACUUGAGAAUACCAAAUAGUAGUUACCACCACAUCCAAUACAUCUAAUGUCGAGGUCUGGCGGAAAUAUUUUAAUCAUGUUACUAUUUUUUUCGCGCUAUAUAUACAUUUAUCGUUCUCUGUUGCUAUUAUACAUAUAAUUAAUACUUGUUUAUACGUACCGUUAAAACGUGCUGUAAAAAAGAUCGUUUGAGUUACGACUCUGAAUAGUUUUAUUAAUUCUGACAAUGCAUUUUAACUCAUCGUGCGUAUUAUAUCUAUAAUUCUUAUUAAAAUAAGCAAUAUAAGUUUAAUCGCAUGAUCUAUCUUACUGAAAAGUUACUU
Molecule: messenger RNA, 5181 nt
Organism: Mycetomoellerius zeteki
Lineage: Eukaryota; Metazoa; Arthropoda; Insecta; Hymenoptera; Formicidae
Gene: Nost
Product: Nostrin
Exons: 10
Coding region: 1029-4613 (1194 amino acids)
Cellular component (GO): plasma membrane; cytoplasm
Molecular function (GO): protein binding
Source: RefSeq, a predicted model, not a curated record